Messenger RNA from Amoebophrya sp. A25, 179 nucleotides. NCBI's taxonomy places the organism in Eukaryota, Dinophyceae, Syndiniales, Amoebophryaceae. The record is from the annotation of a GenBank genome assembly.
AAAGGAGAUUCACGCUCUUCUUGGUAAGGAGGCUUCCUCCAAGCAGUCCCGGGGAAAGAAAGCGGUCGCGGGCGCGAUCGGCCAGGCGAUACUCAACCACCUUCGUGAUCCCGAGGGAAAGAAGGUGUCCGAAAUACACGAGCUGCUCAGCGAGGUUCUCCGCACGAAGGAGACACUAC